AUGGCAGGUAAAACCGGCCCUGCCGUGGACCUUCGCCGAUUCAUGGAGAAAAGGCUUGACAUCUACUUGAAUGGCCAUCGCCAUAUAGUAGGCGUUUUGCGCGGUUACGACACUUUCAUGAAUAUCGUUCUGGAUAAUGCCUUAAAGAUCGGUGAUGAGAAGGAGGAGCUAGGAACUGUUGUACUUAGAGGUAAUAGUAUAGUUUGCUGGGAAUGCCUAGAUAAGGUACACACCAGAUAA
Molecule: messenger RNA, 240 nt
Organism: Babesia microti strain RI
Lineage: Eukaryota; Apicomplexa; Aconoidasida; Piroplasmida; Babesiidae
Product: small nuclear ribonucleoprotein G
Exons: 2
Coding region: 1-240 (79 amino acids)
Biological process (GO): mRNA splicing, via spliceosome; spliceosomal snRNP assembly
Cellular component (GO): U2 snRNP; spliceosomal tri-snRNP complex; U5 snRNP
Molecular function (GO): RNA binding
Source: RefSeq, a predicted model, not a curated record